AUGUGGUUUCUACGCUCCGAGUCAGUAAUGGGACCACAACACCAGGGGGAACGGGUCAAGUACGAUGUGGUGGUGAGCAAGCUGGGCAAGGAGGAGUUCAGUCAAGUAAGUGAUCUCAUAAGUAAUCCACAGGACCAAGGACGCUACACCGCACUGAAAACCAGGCUCCUCAGAGUUUUUCAAGCCAGCGCUGAGGCCCAGUUUAACAAACUCGUUUGGGGAAUGGAAAGCUGA
Messenger RNA from Parnassius apollo (apollo), 234 nucleotides. NCBI's taxonomy places the organism in Eukaryota, Metazoa, Arthropoda, Insecta, Lepidoptera, Papilionidae. The record is from the annotation of a GenBank genome assembly.